GUCACUAUCCAGUAUACAUUUUUACAUCCAUUCGUUCCAAAUUUCAUUUUUUGAAAACUGAGUCCUGAGUAAUAACACCUCCGAAAAUUGGAAAACACACUUGUUGGCUCAAACGCUGAAAUUCACUUUGUGUAGUUUAUUAUUCCAAAGGAAUACGGUUUUUUCGAAUGCUUAUGAAGAGAGCUGUAGAGUGAUAUACGUACAUUGCGCAGUUGAAACGUUUUAUAUGAAAUCCUAGAGCAUUAUGAUUCGCUUACACAACAACUGAUGAAACCUGUAUAGUAUUUGUAUGAUGUUCUUUAGUGUACACGAUGAUAGUUAAAGUAUUAUAUGAUUUUGAUGGUCAGCCCGGAUCUGCCGAGUUAACGAUUAGAAGUGGAGAAGUAGUUACUGUAACUAGACAGGAUAUCGGCGAAGGAUGGUGGGAAGGAACUGAUCAGAAAGGGAACACAGGUCUUUUCCCUGCUGCAUACGUUGAAGCAGCAGAUAAUCAAGAUUUUUGGGACGAUGAAUGGGAUGAAGAUUCCGACGGAGGAGCUCCACCUUCUACGAUAGCUGAAUCUGUGACUAGUAGUAAACCAGCUUUACAUUCCAUUGGUAGUAACGCAGAAGAUUCUUCAGCUAAACGAGCUCCUUCGGUUAAAGUGAAAGCUAUAAACAAAUCUUCGUUCGCUAAAUCAGGAAGCGAUAGUUAUAUUACCGGUACACUGCAGUUAUCAGUGCCUGAGAGUGAGAAAGUAUACAUUUUAGAGAGCGAAUACGGUCUUAUAUGGAAUCCAGUCAACGAGCCUUACGUUUGCGCUGUUGCUUCGCCUAAAAAAGAAUCCAAACUGAAAGGAUUGAAGAGUUUCAUCGUUUACCAAUUAACUCCUUCUUUCAAUAAUAUCCAAGUGUCUAGAAGAUACAAGCAUUUUGAUUGGCUGCACGAAAGAUUGGUAGAAAAAUUCAGCCUUAUACCGAUCCCUCCAUUACCUGAUAAACAGAUCGCUGGAAGAUACGAAGAACAGUUUAUCGAGCAUCGUAAAAACCAACUUCAAGCGUUCGUCGAUUGCGUUUGCAGACACCCUGUGCUGUCUAAAUGCGGCGUUUGGCAACAUUUUCUCACCUGUACCGAUGAAAAACGUUGGAAAGUUGGGAAACGGAAAGCGGAACGAGAUGAAUUGGUCGGAGCUAAUUAUUUCUUCGCCCUCGAAGCGCCAGAUCGUCCGCUGGGGUCUUUUACAGCCGAACAGGAAACCGAGAGCUUUUCGAGGUAUAUUCACGGUAUGGACGUGGCCAUUAAAAAUCUAUCGAAUGUGGUCAACGACCAAGUGAAAAAAUGGCAGACGUUGUAUAAACGCGAAUAUCAAAGAAUUGGACAUUCUUUUAUCGCCUACGGUCAAGCUUAUGGAAUGGAAGAGCAAAGUGGAUAUUCUCGAGCUCACGUAAUGGAAGCCAUAAAGGAAACUGGCCAUUCGUAUAAUGAGAUUGGUAAACUAUACGAUGAGCAGCCAAAGCUCGAUUGGGAACCGUUGGGAGACAUGUUACAUAUAUAUAAAGGAAUUAUAACCGCAUUUCCAGAUAUCUUAACCAUUCAUAAGGGAGCUUUACAAAAAAGACGCGAAUGCGAUAGACUCGCUGCCGAAAGUAAAAUGGACUCUCUUCAACUGCAAGAAGCCUCUAAACGAACUGAUAACGUAUCUUACGCUUUAUUGGCUGAAAUGAAUCAUUUCCACGCCGAACAGUUAUCUGAAAUAUCGAAAACCUUCAAAUCAUUUCUAACACAGCAGAUUGCGUUUCAUAAAAAAGUCGUCGACCAGUUGGAAAAUGCUCUAAGUCGUUUCGAAUGAGGUGAUGUGUUAUGAUAGGUGUUAUAUUAUAAGCCUUUGUCUUAUCUAAGUAAGUGUGAAUAUCAUGUUUAUUUAUUUGCCCGGUAUUGUAAGUAUUUUAUAUGAGUGUGCAAAUUCUCUCUGACAGUAUUUAAGUCGAUUUUACGUACACAAUAUGAUAAUUUAUAAUAAUUCGAGUACCUAUUUAUAUGUAUAUCUAUUAAUUAGGUAGCUGGUCUAUCUAACACGUAAAUAUCGAAAAGAAAAAAAAUUCUGUGAUCUUCUGUGAUUCAAAUCAUUUAUAAUUAAUUUCUUUUUCCAUAUUUCCACUAAAAAUUUUAAUUUUUUUAAAAUAACCAGUAUUAAUUAUUCCGAUGAUCAUUCAUGACAAAUGUAAUAUUGGUAAGCCAUAAACUAGAAGAAAAAAGAGUAGAUUAGAAGAUUGAUUCUUUACUUCCAUUUUUAUAUAUAUUUUUUCAAUUACACAUUUCGAAUAUGGACUGGUCAUCCACACAUUCUAUAAUAAUAUCUUAAUACGCAUACGCACUUGUAGAAAUAUAAAAUAUUCUCUAGUCAACUUAUUCUACACGUUUUUAUCGAGGUCCACCUAUUUCGAUCUAUUUAGGUACUUAUAUGUACGAUGUAUAAAGUUUUUAAUUUCAGUGCUAACUGGAGUAGCACAUACGUCUACAUAUCUAUGUGUAUGUCGUUGCUUUAUUAGGAAAAGGUCGUAACUACAUGAAAGUUGAUUUCUCAGAAAACGCAUUUUAAUUUUUAAAGAGCAUUCUAUCAAGUACACUUGAUAGUUUUAGAUGAGGUAAGAGAACAUUUGGUUAUCGCAAUCAUUUUCCUGCUAAUUUUCAAAAUAAACAUCCUGGUAGCACUGAUUUUUCAUUUUUUUAUUUGAGGAACUCUGAACUGAAAAAAGUAAAAUUCAACAAAGGAACUUUCACCUUAAGUCAAGCUUUUUUCAUCAAAAGCCCAUAAGAAAUACACAGGAACGAUAUCCUUAAGGUGAUGAGGUUGAUUUUUUGCAAUUUAUCAGUGAAAUUACGUGAAAUUAUGUGUUUAUAAUGACUUUUCUUACCAAUAAAUUACAAAAAUCAAAAGAAAUAGGUUCAAUCUGAGAAACAAUAUCAUUUAGAACCUUUUCAUUGUAACGGUUUUGAAAACGUGUAUUUAAAUCCAUUUGUUUUCGGCUAUUGCGAGAACAAAAAACAUCGAAAUUCAAUUUCAAGUGUUGCAUCAUGUAGAGGACAAAAUUCUCUUUCCAAUGAUACCACUAUCUCAUUUUUUUAAAAAAUUGUAGUUACGACCUUUUCCUAAUAAAGCAACGAUGUUUAUGUGAACUAUUAGUACUUUGUUUCAAAUGUAUCUCAGAAUUCAGGCGAAUGCUGUUGAUUUAUCGUAUUUUAUUAUCACAGUUAUUAUAACCCCUUGUGAAUUGUUAUGGUCUACAUUAUGCAUGAUAUUUAAACACUUCUUUAAAUAGAAUAUUUUAUUUAAACAUUAA
Molecule: messenger RNA, 3321 nt
Organism: Planococcus citri (citrus mealybug)
Lineage: Eukaryota; Metazoa; Arthropoda; Insecta; Hemiptera; Pseudococcidae
Product: sorting nexin-9-like
Exons: 11
Coding region: 312-1829 (505 amino acids)
Biological process (GO): endosomal transport; endocytosis; plasma membrane tubulation
Cellular component (GO): plasma membrane; cytoplasmic vesicle
Molecular function (GO): protein binding; phosphatidylinositol binding
Source: RefSeq, a predicted model, not a curated record